UGCAUUUUUACGCAUCACACCGACUGAACGCUCAGCCCAUAGAAAUGAGGUUAGUGCUGAUUUUGGGGAAACGCACCGACUAAAGAGCGGACAGCAGUGAAGACGACGACAGAACAGCUCUGCGCUCGAAUCCACAGCUCGCCAUGAGGGAAAUCGUUCACAUCCAGGCCGGACAAUGCGGGAAUCAGAUCGGGGCCAAGUUCUGGGAGGUGAUAAGUGAUGAGCACGGCAUUGAUCCUACCGGCAGUUACCAGGGCGACAGCGACCUGCAGCUGGAGAGGAUAAACGUCUACUACAAUGAGGCAUCAGGGAGCAAAUAUGUGCCUCGUGCCAUCCUGGUAGACCUGGAGCCAGGAACCAUGGAUUCAGUUCGCUCUGGCCCCUUCGGACAGCUAUUCAGGCCUGACAACUUUGUAUUUGGUCAAAGUGGAGCAGGAAACAACUGGGCCAAGGGGCACUACACGGAGGGAGCUGAGCUGGUGGAUGCCGUCCUGGAUGUGGUGAGGAAGGAGUCGGAGAACUGUGACUGUCUCCAGGGCUUUCAGCUCACUCACUCCCUGGGUGGAGGCACAGGUUCAGGGAUGGGCACGUUGCUCAUCAGCAAGAUCCGAGAGGAGUACCCUGAUCGCAUCAUGAACACCUUUAGCGUCAUGCCUUCCCCGAAAGUCUCUGACACUGUGGUGGAACCUUACAACGCCACACUGUCUGUGCACCAGCUGGUGGAAAACACUGAUGAGACCUUCUGCAUUGACAAUGAGGCUCUGUACGAUAUCUGCUUCCGCACAUUGAAGCUGACCACACCAACCUAUGGAGACCUCAACCACCUGGUGUCAGCCACCAUGAGCGGGGUCACCACGUGUCUCCGCUUCCCUGGCCAACUCAAUGCCGACCUCCGGAAGCUGGCUGUCAACAUGGUGCCCUUCCCUCGUUUGCAUUUCUUCAUGCCGGGCUUUGCUCCCCUCACAAGCAGGGGCAGCCAGCAGUACCGCGCCCUCUCUGUUCCCGAGCUCACACAGCAGAUGUUUGAUGCCAAAAACAUGAUGGCAGCAUGCGACCCCCGUCACGGCCGCUACCUCACAGUGGCAGCUAUCUUUCGCGGCCGCAUGUCCAUGAGGGAGGUGGAUGAGCAGAUGCUGAAUGUGCAGAACAAGAACAGCAGCUAUUUUGUGGAGUGGAUCCCCAACAACGUCAAGACCGCCGUUUGCGACAUCCCUCCUCGAGGCCUCAAGAUGUCUGCCACCUUCAUCGGCAACAGCACCGCCAUCCAGGAGCUGUUCAGGAGGAUCUCUGAGCAGUUCACCGCCAUGUUUCGUCGCAAGGCCUUCCUGCACUGGUACACUGGAGAGGGAAUGGAUGAGAUGGAGUUCACCGAGGCGGAAAGCAACAUGAACGACCUGGUGUCCGAGUACCAGCAGUACCAAGAUGCCACUGCGGACGAAAUUGGCGAAUACGAAGAAGACGAAAUAGAAGAUGAAGACGAAGUCCACCACGAUCCUCGCCACUGAUCUAAAACUGCUUUCAUGACUUUGAAGUAGUUCCAGAUUACAUGUGAGGAAUGCCAGAAAUCCAGGUGUUUGCCAAACAUUGCAUUGUGAAGAUAGUUCUGAGAUAUUCUUUAGCAGAAACAGUGCUUCAUGUAGAAAUAGCUUCAACUGACAAGUCUUGCAACCGCAAUUACAGCAGAAAAAUAUUCAAUUUUCUUUUUCUUAGUCAUGAUUUGCCAGCUUCAGAAAAAAGUACAAUCUUGUCCUUGACACAGUUUUGUAACACCGUGCACCGAUGGUCUGUAGUCCAAAAUAAAUAAACUGAACAGCGCAAAGUU
This is a messenger RNA of Oryzias latipes (Japanese medaka), 1822 nucleotides long. Its product is annotated as tubulin beta-2B chain. Gene Ontology annotation, molecular function: GTP binding; GTPase activity; structural constituent of cytoskeleton. Gene Ontology annotation, biological process: microtubule-based process. The record is from RefSeq and is a predicted model, not a curated record. Gene Ontology annotation, cellular component: microtubule. Lineage: Eukaryota; Metazoa; Chordata; Actinopteri; Beloniformes; Adrianichthyidae.